UGAUCAAUAGUUAAGCAGAUGGAGCUUAUAAUUACAAGCAGUACGUGAAGCCAUUUUUGGUGUGAAAUGGUGAAAAUGGAAGAGCGGGAGGCGAGUGUGGGAGGAGAAAGAGGAAGGCUGAAGAGAGAAAAGUUGUAUGAAGAGGUGAAACCAUAUGUUUAUUGCAUAUUCUCUAACUUUUGCUUUGCAGGAUACAACUUAAUCUCCAAGAUCUCUCUGGACAAAGGCAUGAGUCGUUAUGUGCUUGUUGCCUAUGGACAUGCUUUUGGAACAUUAGCUACUGCUCUUCUUGCAUUUCUCUUUGAAAGGAAGAAUGAGAGCAAAAUUAGCGUACCAAUCCUACGAAAUGUCUUCUUUUUGGGUCUGCUGGGAGCUGUGCUAGGGAGGACGCUGUUUUAUGCUGGACUGGAACAGACUUCACCAGCUUUUGCUUCUGCAUUAGGCAACUUGAUUCCAUCAAUGACCUUUAUCUUAGCAGUACUUUGCAGGAUGGAGAAAUUAGAGAUUUGUAGGCUUGGUUCUCAAGCAAAGAUAUUGGGAACAGUUGUUGCCUUUGGUGGUGCAACACUCAUGACCCUUUACAGGGGGAUUCCCCUGAUUUCUCUACAUAAUCAAAGCUCGCAUCAACAUGCCACUUCCUCAAAACCAUUCUUAGACAGGGAUUCAAUAAAGGGCUCCCUCAUACUUCUCGUUUCAUACCUUUCACUCUCAUCAUUCUACAUAUUACAGACGGCUACAGUCAAGAUAUAUCCAGCACCAAUAACUCUCACGUCAUUGACGUGCUUAUCGGGUACUUUUCUCUCUACUAUCAUGACAGCGAUUUUGGAUCAUAAAGCUUCAUCAUGGAAAUUAUCAUGGAACAUUACCCUUCUCGCACCAAUCUAUAGUGGAGUUAUGAUAUUUGGAGUUACAGUUUAUGUUCAAACGUUGGUAAUAAGGAAAAAAGGACCAGUUUUCAUGACAGCAUUUCGACCGUUGGCCACAGUAAUUGUAGCCGUUAUGGGAUUACUCAUUUUAGGAGAUGCUUUAUACUUGGGAAGUGUUAUUGGGGCGACAUUGAUAUUUCUUGGUCUAUAUGCAACUCUAUGGGGGAAGGAAAAAGAGAAGGGGGAUAAGGUGUCAGAGCAAACGGUGUCAGAGGAAAGUAUUGAAAUCAAACAUGAAAAGUAAGAGUUUGAUAAAUAUGUAAAUAAUAAUUUCUUAUAUGUUUAGAGAAAUACACUUACUUAAUUGUAAUUAAUUUGUCUAAGAGCGUGCAAUAUAUUAUUAGGAUCUAUUGACAAAACGAUGCAUU
Molecule: messenger RNA, 1294 nt
Organism: Corylus avellana
Lineage: Eukaryota; Viridiplantae; Streptophyta; Magnoliopsida; Fagales; Betulaceae
Product: WAT1-related protein At5g07050-like
Cellular component (GO): membrane
Molecular function (GO): transmembrane transporter activity
Source: RefSeq, a predicted model, not a curated record